AUGCUACCUGAUGUGCCGGCCGCCCUUCAAGGCGUCGCCUCGAUGCUCGCCCGUGCCGACCAGGUGGCCAAGGCAGAUCCUGUGAUAGCAUACUGGUGCAAGUACUAUGCCGCACAGAUCGGGAUUGAGGAAGCGGCUGGCAAGGCGGAUGCCCAGGCCUUUCUCAUGCGGCUCAUGGAUGACCUGGAGCGCCUGAAAGCAGAGCUCUCUACGCAAGAAGCCGUCCACAGUGAGACAGUCGCGUAUGCCUACGUGGAAAACUUCGCCCUACGCAUCUUUUUAGGAGCAGACAAUGAGGAUCGUCAAGGGCAUGCGACAAAGGCCACAGCGCAAGCUUUUGUCGCGGCCUCCAAGUUUUUAGAGGUGCUGCGAGCCUUUGGUCCCUUGGACGACGACGUACAGACCAAGAUCAAGUAUGCGAAAUGGAGAGCGACGCAGAUUCACAAGGCAUUGCGCAGCGGCCAGUCACCAGCGCCUGGUCCUUCAGCGCCUCGCACGGAGGAAGAAGAGGUGGUAUCACAGCUCACAACGCCUCCGCCCAGGGAGCCGCCCGCCCUGGCUCCACCACCUGACCACACAGAGCCGUCGCUGCCCUCUGUACCUACCCAACACGAAGGUGAAGCGUUACAUACAAGUGUACAAGGGACGCAUGCACGCGAAGAGGCAGCACCAACAGCCUCACCCGCCCCCCCUCAAGAGGCAGAAACAGCCGACUGUCUCUUGUCGGUGCGAGACAUUGCACACGUCCAAAAACUGUCGCGCUGGGCCUCAAGUGCACUAGACUAUGAAGAUAUCGAAACGGCACGCAAGCACCUGCGUGAAGCCCUUAUUAUGCUUGAUGCUGCCGCCUCACAGCAGCCGUAA
Molecule: messenger RNA, 864 nt
Organism: Malassezia restricta
Lineage: Eukaryota; Fungi; Basidiomycota; Malasseziomycetes; Malasseziales; Malasseziaceae
Product: vacuolar protein sorting-associated protein VTA1
Exons: 4
Coding region: 1-864 (287 amino acids)
Biological process (GO): late endosome to vacuole transport via multivesicular body sorting pathway
Cellular component (GO): multivesicular body
Source: RefSeq, a predicted model, not a curated record